Schistocerca cancellata (South American locust) is the source of this 424-nucleotide messenger RNA. RefSeq lists its product as uncharacterized. The record is from RefSeq and is a predicted model, not a curated record. The transcript is spliced from 3 exons. NCBI's taxonomy places the organism in Eukaryota, Metazoa, Arthropoda, Insecta, Orthoptera, Acrididae. Bases 11 to 277 code for a protein of 88 amino acids.
UUCAGUAAAAAUGUCUGACUUGUAUAAAAGUGUACAUACGCAGGUUGUAGACACAUGGUUGAUGACAUCUGGAAAGUUUGGGUCUGGCCGUUACCCAUUCUCAGGUAGCCUAAUGGUGUGUGUACUUGAUUAUUGUUCUUGUCUCCAAAAUAAUGAGGUAUUUAAUAAAAGUGUAGAAGCAUUGUUAGCCUCUGAAGGUGAAAUUCUUGUUUGUGCAUUUAUCAUGGGAUUUCUUGCUUUCAACUAUCACAAUGGAUUGCAGGGAAAGAAAAUCUGAAAGAGAACAUUUCCAAGUGAUGGUGCAAGAGAAAGAAGAGUCCCAAAAGAAACAGAGGAUGUACUUCAAGACUGUAGUUAAGAAACUGUGCUUAUGAGAAAUAUAUGUAGAUUGAAGUACUUUUGUUUAUAGCAUUAUUAAAAUUGG